GCAUUCUUUUUGUUUGUAUCAUAUGUCAUUUAGUAAACAAUACAAGUCGAAUGUUGCAGCCGUUCUCAGCAAUGGAUGGCGUCCCGCUAGUACUGCUAUCAAACAACUGAUUGUACGAAAUGAAUCCGUAGAUAUGACACAGAUAUAUGAUUAAAGUUAAGGGUCAGUUAUAAUAAUUUGAGAAUAAGACUUUUCCUCUAUAAUUAUUUUUGCCUUCUUGAGAAUUUGAACAGUAGUGCUUGGUUUUUAAAGUAUAAAAAAAUGUUUUGAGUGUUUUUGUACAAGUGUCCUAUAUGAGAACUCUUUGUGGAAACAACGAGGUAGAUAAAAGGAAAAGUAGUGUACUAAGGAUGAAGUAUUCUCAAUUUGUCAAUACAUAUAUUCAUUUGGAAAGGUGAUCACAAAAAUGAUUUUGAAUGAUAAUUACCUGUUCUGGUUUGUGUGUGUUCUAAAUGGCUUCAAAGUAGAUGCAGUGUCUGUUUCCUAUCAUUGUGACAGAGGAUGGGACAAAUUUGAAGAUAAAUGCUACAGACUGUUUCGUGAAUCCAAGAACUGGCAUCAAGCUCGUGAUAGCUGUAGAGCCCAUGGAUCAACUCUACCGAUAGUGUCAAAUGGAAGAAUCCAAUCAUUCAUUGUCCAAAAAUACGGGCAUCUAUUGGGUCCACUUGGAGUGUAUUUGGCGGGAACUGAUGUUAAGAGAGAAGGAACGUGGGAAUGGGUUGAUGGGGAGGAACAGUUUUCUUUCUCUACCUGGCAAAAAGGAGAACCAAGCAAUGAUGGUGGAUAUGGUCAUUGUUUACAUAUGUGGAAGACUUACCAAUUUAAUUGGAACGAUGUAAAUUGCCAGCGUUCGAUUUCUAAUUACUUAUGCUCAAAAACAGGUAGACUGUCUGGAGGUAUAUCUUCUCUGACGUGUGGCUGUGGAGCAUCUGUCUGUCAAAUUGGUUCAGUGUCUGGAAGAACGAGUAAGACGUUUAAAUUUCAAUAUUAUAACAAAAUGCCAAGUUUCUAUGCUGUGACAUUUUGAAAAAGAUACAGUUGGAUGGAAAUGAAUUGUUUA
Molecule: messenger RNA, 1060 nt
Organism: Saccostrea cuccullata (small rock oyster)
Lineage: Eukaryota; Metazoa; Mollusca; Bivalvia; Ostreida; Ostreidae
Product: perlucin-like protein
Exons: 5
Coding region: 407-1027 (206 amino acids)
Molecular function (GO): signaling receptor activity
Source: RefSeq, a predicted model, not a curated record